Messenger RNA from Dermacentor silvarum, 1412 nucleotides. RefSeq names its product general transcription factor 3C polypeptide 2-like. Gene Ontology annotation, molecular function: protein binding. Gene Ontology annotation, cellular component: transcription factor TFIIIC complex. NCBI's taxonomy places the organism in Eukaryota, Metazoa, Arthropoda, Arachnida, Ixodida, Ixodidae. Gene Ontology annotation, biological process: transcription by RNA polymerase III. The record is from RefSeq and is a predicted model, not a curated record. The coding region runs from base 16 to 1116 and encodes 366 amino acids. The transcript has 8 exons.
AAGGUUUCAUCCGGGAUGAUGUUGCAAAUCACUUCUGUACAUCAGUCAGAACACAAGUUCUACUGUGUUUUGCAUACUGUUUUAACGAGGAUUUGGAAAUGUUCUUUCAGCAUCCCAUUCCCGGACAGCUUGCCUACAGCCGAAGACCAGGCUGCUCCAGUGUACACAGUGGGUGGCAGCGAGUUGCUGCAGCUGUGUGUUCCACCAGGGCCCCUGGGCGUAGUGCCCUGCACCCGCGUGGCGUGGGACGUGGCCAGAAGGCAUCAGCACAUUGCUCUGGGCCUUGCUGACGGGCGAGUGGCCGUGUUCCGUGUGGUGCCUGCGGCACGGAGCAGGGAGGAGGAGGAGCCCCUGUGGGUGUGGCAGGCCCACCAGGGUGCCAUCAUGGGCCUGGGCUGGACACCCCAGGGCCAUGUCUGCACGGCAGCCAUUGACCAGGCAGCCAAGGUGUGGGACCUGCACAGGCCCGGCCUGGUGCCAGUGUCAGCCAUUGUGAGAGGCCCUGCCCGGCAGAUGGCCUUGUCCCCACACUGGAAUGGCCUCUUCGUGGUUGGGGAGGAGUCUGCUGUAUGUGGACCCGCGCAUUCUCUGUUCUUGGAGGGUGGCUACUACGGCUUCACACCCAAGACGCUGGUGUCCCACUAUGCCACUGUCUGGGGAGUGACUGUGUCCCCCUGGAGCAAUGUGGUGGCCUCAUGUGAUGCAUCAGGCAAGGUAGCGGCCAUCUUGCUGCCAUACAUGUCUUCAAACCAGGAUUUUGUCAAACAUCACCCCAAAGUGCGCUUGCCACUGUUCCGGGCCCAGUUGGUGCCACAGGUGGGAAACGAGAAGCACAGGGGCUGCCCUACCCAGCAUUGUGGCCAUGCACUGGCCCAACAGCAGUAUGGCAUCUCCUUUGAGGACGUACCCCUGGACCGAGAAAGCUCGUUUCUUCAGCAGGAGCGCGUGGAGAAGAAGGAUUCUUCCGGCCAGUACCAACUCAACUCCUUCACCACGGUGUGCUGGAGCCCCAACCGUAGCAGUGCCAACUGGCUGUUUUCAGCAGGGCAGGCGGGCGUGGCUCGACUCACAUGGCUUGGUCUCUAUGCUAAGCGCUUGAAGGAUGCCUCCUCGUGACGACGGUUUCUUCAAGAGCCUUCAUUGUGUAUGCAAUACAGUGCAAGAAAUGACUUCAGCAGAGCACCUCAUCAUAACCAAUUCCUUUAGCCAAACUCAAUGUAAAGUUCAGGAAAUUGUGCACAUCAAGCCAUGACUGUCUUCUUGAUAGGUGACUCAGAUGAGGAGUGUCUCGGAUAAAAUAAUCUCAACAGAUUAGUAGGCUGCACAUAUUUGCCGCAUACUGUAGGCAUGGGCUGUACACCUGUUUGUCAUUUCUUUCAUAUCGAGAACAAAGUUGCUUGGCCAUCUUGUAA